Anisakis simplex (herring worm) is the source of this 1419-nucleotide messenger RNA. The record is from the annotation of a GenBank genome assembly. Lineage: Eukaryota; Metazoa; Nematoda; Chromadorea; Rhabditida; Anisakidae.
AUGGCUGAACAACAGCGACGGUUGAUCGAUGCGAAUCAACGAGAAAUCGAGCAGCGAGAGCUGAGACCUGAGCGGGUGGAGAAUGCUGCUGCGAGAUUAGCGGCACUUCGGAAUGAGGUGUUACGUGAAGAGCGUGAAAUGGCACGUUUGAAUGCGAUUCAACGUGAAGCACGUGAAACUUUCGCGAGGCGGUUGGCGGCUGAGAAACAACUACAUGAAAUGCAGAAUACAUAUACGUCCCAAGAAGAUCAAUUGCGGACUGCCGCAUCUCGAAUCGAUUCACUCAAAUCACAGUUGGAUCUUUUGUAUCGACGUCGGAUGUCCGCAGUGAAUGCGGCACGUGCACAGCAAAACCGAUUCAAUUCACAAACCAACUCACUGAAUCGACCGAUUAAGAAAGAUAACAGUUCAAGAAUGAGCAGCGGUAGUUUCGGUGAAGCUGCUGCACCAUCAAGACCUCAAGCGUCGGUGGAGCCAUUCCAGAUCACACGUCCAACGGUCGUCGUAACGAAACCAUCAGAUGAAAAGCGAACGGUCAACACGUCAGUUGUUGUGGUACCUCCUCCACCCCCGCCUGUUCCGCCCACACCUCAGUCGUUGUCAUCUUCGUCCUCGCUUAAAACGCUCACCAACGUAAUUUCGCCGCCCUCAAAGGAUCUCACAGAUCGGGUUGUUUUCCGUAAACCACUACUGAACGAACAGCUGGUAGCAACUAAUCGUGAUGAGUCGCCAUCACCUCCGAAGGAUCCGUAUCCAUCGCUGACGUGCGCUCCUGCGGUCGAAAGACCCGUACUGUUCGUGCAGAAGUCUGAACCGAACCUAUCCACAUCUGUUCCAGUGGCCAGUGUGAAGAACAUGUCUGCACUGAGAAGCUCGUCAGCAAAUGUUGGCCAACAGCAGUUGAGUCCGCAACAGAUUCUCUCAACGCCAUCUGCUAUUCCAUCGAUGACAUCUGCACAAUCACAGCAACAACACUCGAGAAGAUCCACAAAUAUGCACAAUUUAUGGAAUGAGGCUAAGAUUUUGGAUCAAGAAGCUUUGCUGAAUGCAAACGAUAAAACCAGCUCGAAAUGUGACGAUAACGGUCGUGUGACGAUGAGUGAUCAAAUUUCGAUUCGUGCAGAUACGUUGAGGGCAGCGAAGAGAAGGUCAUGGGCUCAACAAGAGACGUUGAUGGAUGAGGCCGAAUAUAUUCGAAAGAUUCUCUGCGAACAACAGAAAAAAGGGCGAACGCAUCUGAAUUUAGAUCCACAUCUGAAGAACCUUUUGAAUAAUUCACCUGUUCAAGAGGUAGUCAAUGAUAAGGUGCAACCAACUGAUCCAGUUGAGGCGAGCGUAGAAGAAGCACCCGAAGUAAUAGCGACAACAUCGAAAUUAUUGGAUGAGACGACUGAAGCCGUGUCAGUGAUAGAAUCAGAC